Molecule: messenger RNA, 1254 nt
Organism: Anthostomella pinea
Lineage: Eukaryota; Fungi; Ascomycota; Sordariomycetes; Xylariales; Xylariaceae
Source: the annotation of a GenBank genome assembly
AUGACAGAUCGAGAGGAUUCUGACACGUCGCAACCGCGUAAGCGGAUUGCGGUUGCGUGCGGACGCUGCCGCAAGCGCAAGAUCCGAUGUAGCGGCGACCCGGGAAAUGGGGGCCCGUGUUCCAACUGCAAGAGCGCGGGCUACGAGCCUUGCCUCUUCUUACGGGUUUCCUCGACCGAGACCCAUCUGAGAAACGAGGGAAGCGACUACGGGUAUAACCUGGAUGCGGCGCGAACAUACGCCAACCAGACGCGUGGCGCCGUGUCGCCUCUAAACCCACUGUCGCACUAUGCUGCCGAUUUACCGCCAGGCGAUGUUCUGUCCUCGUACCGCCAAAGCCCGUACCCGUACAGCAGCAAGAACUACUAUUCUACCAUGGCUGGUUGGCAAGGCGCCUAUCCUGACGAUGGCGUCGACUACGGCUUGAACUACCCCUCAUAUCAGAUGCUGAACCAAGACAGUGCCCCCCUGGUGCAAGGCUACGGACGGUACGGCUCGAGCAAGCCGGUCUAUGUUGAUUCGGAGUCGCCCUCGUACUCGUACGGUAGCCUGGUCCACCGCCCAGCAGUGAAUAGCGACUCUCAAGGCUUCUCUCUGUCGAGCAUGGCAGCAUCCUUACCCUCUGCAUCAGAUCGGGUGAUUUCGUCCGACCGCCUACACUCGGAGGUCAACCGGACCUUGACAGGCUCCUCCAUGUACCGCGCGGACGGCCUCCUAACUCAUUACGGGGGCACGAAGCCUUCGCCAACCAGCACGAUACCAGAAGUCGGCUACAACAAUCCGGGCACCACUUUCGAGUCACCCUACUCGGCAAGCAGCACACUCCCCUCAGGCAUUACGCAGCGGACUGCCAGCCAGGCCGACACUGCUGCCUACCAGGCCAGCGCGGGGGCCGCGGCGGACACCGUAUACCCCUCGGGGGACCAGACGCUCCGGCCAGCGGAAGAUGCGAAUGCCGGCCUCAGCUAUGUCUACAGCGACAGCAAGCUUGACAAUACCAGACGCGGUUCCCGUUCCAGAAGCGGAGCUGGUGCCGGGUCCGUGCUCUCCAACGGCCACGUUUAUGUCCCUGAGUCUCAUCAUACCCACGCCCCUCCCCAGAGCUACGUCGUCCCCAGUAGUUCGGCCUCGCAAGCCAGCGGACGUGGUGGCCCUCCGACGCCGGCAGCUGCAGGCAGCCGCGUUCGCGGAACCUCGCAUACUACGCCGUCGGACGUCCACCGCCGAUCUGCGGGGAGCCUCCGUGGGGGUUAA